Molecule: messenger RNA, 2027 nt
Organism: Alnus glutinosa
Lineage: Eukaryota; Viridiplantae; Streptophyta; Magnoliopsida; Fagales; Betulaceae
Product: bifunctional 3-dehydroquinate dehydratase/shikimate dehydrogenase, chloroplastic-like
Exons: 11
Coding region: 116-1711 (531 amino acids)
Biological process (GO): shikimate metabolic process; chorismate biosynthetic process
Molecular function (GO): 3-dehydroquinate dehydratase activity; shikimate 3-dehydrogenase (NADP+) activity
Source: RefSeq, a predicted model, not a curated record
GACACCUAACCCCGCCCACCAAACACUUAACAGUUUCUCUGUCUCUCCAAUACAAUAAGCAAAAGCUUCCGCAGCUCGCCACCUUCUCUGCUCAAGCAUCAAGCUCUCACGCACAAUGACUCUGAUCGGCAGCGUUCCGUUGGCUACUUCGGAUCUUCAAAUUGUGGAUGGAGCUCGAAGGAGUUCGACGCUAAUAUGUGCGCCGGUAAUGGCGGAAACAGUUGAUCAGAUGCUGAUUCAGACGAGAAAGGCCAAGGAACUUGGGGCUGACCUUGUUGAGAUUCGAUUGGACUUCUUGAAGAACUUCAGUCCAAGACAGGAUCUCGAAAUCUUGAUUAAACAGUGUCCUUUGCCCACUCUUAUCACGUACAGACCAAAAUGGGAAGGUGGUGAGUAUGAUGGUGAUGAAAACAAGCGACAAACUGCAUUACGUCUAGCCAUGGAGUUGGGAGCAGAUUAUAUUGAUGUUGAGCUUAAGGUAGCACAUGAUUUCUACAAUACCAUUCAAGGGAAGAAACCUGAAAAGGUCAAAAUAAUUGUCUCUUCACACAACUAUCAGAAUACUCCAUCUCUUGAGGAAAUUGGCAAUCUCGUGGCAAGAAUACUGGCUACUGGAGCUGAUAUAGUGAAGGUUGCAACAACUGCAGUAGAUAUCACAGACUCUGCACGUAUAUUUCAAAUUCUUGUGCAUUCUCAAGUCCCUAUGAUAGGAAUUGUCAUGGGUGAGAGGGGUUUCAUUUCAAGAAUUCUUAGUGCAAAAUUCGGUGGCUUUCUCACAUUUGGUUCGAUUGAGGCUGGGGUGGUAUCAGCUCCUGGGCAACCAAGUAUAAAAGAUUUAUUGGAUUUAUACAAUUUCAGAUUGUUAGGGCCUGAUACCAAAGUACAUGGUGUUAUUGGGAAUCCUAUUGGACACAGCAAAAGUCCUCAUCUGUACAAUCCAGCAUUCAAGUCUGUCAAUUUUAAUGGAAUUUAUCUGCCUCUGUUGGUUGAUAAUGUCGCAAAUUUUCUCAAGACAUACUCAUCUCCUGAUUUUGUUGGAUACAGUUAUACAAUUCCUCACAAGGAAGCUGGGUUUAAUUGCUGCGAUGAGAUUGAUCCAAUUGCCAAGGAAAUAGGAGCUAUCAGUUGCAUGAUCAAGAGACCUGAUGGGAACUUAAUGGGCUACAAUGUUGACUAUCUUGGAGCCAUUGCAGCUAUCGAGGAAGGACUUAGAGCAAAUGGUGCAAACGGCGCAUCUGGUUCUCCCUUGGCUGGGAAACUGUUUGUCGUCAUGGGUGCUGGUGGUGCUGGAAAAGCACUUGCUUUUGGUGGAAAAGAAAAGGGAGCAAGAGUCGUAGUUGCCAAUCGCACAUAUGACAAAGCCAAAAAACUUGCCAGUAAAGUUGGAGGAGAAGCUAUAACUCUAGCCGACUUAGAAAAUUUCCAUCCAGAAGAAGGGAUGAUUCUUGCAAAUACUACUUCUGUUGGAAUGAAACCAAAAAUUGAGGACACACCCCUUGCCAAGAAAGCUCUGAAACACUAUUCUUUGGUUUUUGAUGCCAUUUACACACCAAAAUUGACCAGACUCUUAAGAGAAGCACAAGAGUCUGGAGCCAUUACUGUUUAUGGGACAGAAAUGUUCAUUAACCAAGCAUUUGUACAGUUUGAAAAGUUCAGUGGUUUGCCAGCACCAAAGCAACUGAUUAGGGACACCUUGGCAAGAAACACAUAAGAAGGAAUAUAUCUGGUGACUCACUGCAGAUGAACCUGUGUUUCUCCACCAUAGCUAUUUCAUUUCAAUUCCUAAAUGUGCCAUCAGCUGUUGCAUUAUUCUGUUGAAACAAUAAAAUUUUCAUUUUUGUUUAUGGAGUGACUUGUGAUCAUGAAUUUCAAAAGUUGUCAAGCUUGCCUUAUGCCGUGUAUAGGCAAGCACAGAUAGUAGGGCAGAUUCACUAGAGAGGAUUCAUGUAGCCAAUUCUAAAUUUUUGGGACAUGCUUUUCCAAUCAAGUUUAGAAUAGGAUGGGGUCAUUUGCCUCUCUUUUAUUCA